Danio aesculapii is the source of this 3888-nucleotide messenger RNA. RefSeq names its product butyrophilin-like protein 2. The transcript has 17 exons. Gene Ontology annotation, cellular component: external side of plasma membrane. The record is from RefSeq and is a predicted model, not a curated record. Bases 89 to 1519 code for a protein of 476 amino acids. Lineage: Eukaryota; Metazoa; Chordata; Actinopteri; Cypriniformes; Danionidae. Gene Ontology annotation, biological process: cellular response to lipopolysaccharide; negative regulation of T cell proliferation; T cell costimulation.
AGCUCUCAUACUGUCUCAUAUUACUCUAUGAAAGUUCUCGUUUUAAUAAUCUUUUAUGACUGAUAUCUUUGACUAAAUUCAAUGCACGAUGGACAUUAUUACCUGCAUAUUUAUGUCACUAUGUCUACUUCUGGUCGCUGAUGGACUCACUGUUCAUGGCCCCGCUGCUCCUCUGUCUGCUCCUCUGGGAUCUUCAGUGGUUUUGCCCUGUUAUGUUAAUGAAGCUCUGCCAGUGGAGGAUCUAAAGGUGGAAUGGAGACGAGCAGACUCAGAGACUCUGGUUCAUCUGUAUCAAGAUGGUGAGAGUCGAGCAGAGGUCCAGCAGCAGGAUUAUCAUGAUAGAGCUCAUUUCUUUACUGAGAAGAUUCAACAUGGAAACUUCUCCCUCCGUCUGGACAAUCUAACAGCUCAAGAUGAAGGAGAAUACAGGUGUAAGGUUUUCAUUCAGCCGGAUUCUGGAGAAGCUGUGGCUCAGAUAAAAGAUGUUGAGCGUUUGUUAGUGUCAGGAUCAAAUCAUCCUGCUUCUGCAUAUGUUGGUGAGGACGUAACUCUGAACUGCUCUGUAGACUCUCACAUCACACCUGAACACAUUGAAGAGGUUUCAUGGUUGAAAACAGACGAUGAUGGAGAUAUUCUGGUCCUGCUUUACCAAAACAACGAGACUUUACCAGAUUCAUCAGAUGAACAGUUCAGAGGCAGAGUUGAGUUCUUCACUGCUGAAAUCCCCAAAGGAAACUUCUCUCUCAGACUGAAAAGUGUCAGAACUGAGGAUAAAGGAGUUUACAUGUGUCAGGUGUUUGCUGGAGGAGCUUCAGCCAAUGCGACUGUAGAGCUGGAGAGACUGGGUUUCUCUUCUUUGCACAUAGCUGUGCUGGUUUUGUGUGUUGCUGCUGGAUCUGUAGCUGUUCUUCUGCUCUGCUCUCUGAUCUACUGCAGAUUAAAUACAGUCUCCAGCAGAAUCUGGAAUCUUCAGCUUUCUCUGGUCUUUUUACCAAACCUCUGUAUGUUCAUAGCCUUCAUCCUUUGGGGCUUUACUGAAGGAUCUUUGCAUGAGACCAUCACCUGCUCUGCUCUUUAUAUUCUGAGGCCUUUUAUGCUGAUCUGGGCUUUGUCCUAUUUGAAGUAUCUUCAUGCGAGCCUCAUACCAUGGAUCAGCUUUUUCACACCAACAAGAGAAUUUGCUGUUCUCUCACUCGUUGUUUAUUCAGUUCUUUUCUCAUAUGGCUGGAGAAAGAGAGCACAUGAUACGAACAUCGCUCCUCGUGUAUUUUCUGGAUUUUUCUUUGGAGUUGUUGUGCUGAUGUGCCUCAUAUUGAGUACAGGAGUCAUUUUAAGGCUUCCCUGUCGAGAGCAACAAAGAGAAAGAAUCCAGACUUUAGCUCUUCGAUUCAAGAGGAUUCAGGAUUUUCAUUUCUCAUUUGGCACAAUGUCUGUUUUACAAUUUUCCCAGUUGACCAUCUCAUUUGGAUUUGCCUCUCUAGGAUUUAUUUCUGUUGCUGUGGAGUUUAGUUACAUCUAAUGGCUGGUUUGUAUGCCAUUUUUUCUUCUGCUGCCAGCCAAAUGUAAGUUAAUUUCAUUCUUGCAUGGAUAAUUGAGUGUUUUUUUAAUAUUAUAUAACUAGAAAUAUAACCUAUAAUGUUUAAGUGAAAUAUAUUCACAUGAGUAAUAUUUAAAUGGGAGGUUAUAUAUUGUACUAGUGUUUGUAAUGCAUUUUGAGUUGAAAUGAUUAAAAAGUGUGACAAUUAUGAUGAUUGUGUUAUGAAGAGUGCAGGCAUGUGAAAGUCCAUUUAAAAUGAUUGAUUGCAUUUCUUUGAAACUCCUCUUGGGGAGAUAUUUCAGUCAGGGCAAUAUAGAGUCAGUAAAUAUACUGUAUCCACCAUGUUGAGGAUCUCUAAUGCUGAGGUAAGGAUUUAGCCAGAUUUAUUUGUGAUUUUCAGCUUUUGAGAAUAAGUGAUCAAAUCUUGUCGAGGAUCUCUGUCAGUUCCGGUUUGGUACAGAUUAUGCAUCAAUGUUGUGCGACCAAAACUUUUCAAGGCUAGUCUGAGCAGAUCAUCCGCUCUUCCUGAAUAGGGAAUGACAGACGCAUUCAUACAUGCCUUCAUUCAGAUAAAUGAUGGUGCACUUAUAUAUUAAUGAAUGAUAGUAAUUGCUAAGAGUAUUGUGUCAAAAUAGUCAGUUAUUUAAAGUGGUUUUGUUGUAGUUUUAAGAAGGUUCUCCAGCCAAUGAUUUGAAAUGCCAAAGUCACAACAAAGGGUAGAUAAAAAAAGGGAAAAGCAGUCCAAGAUGUGCGUUUAAGACUGCAUUGGACGAUCAAGGCAGGAAAAAAAUAUACAAUUAUAACCUUGGUUAACCUUGGUGUCCAGCCAGGAUUUGUAUCGGUAUCGGUUCGUACCGAUUUGCAAUAUCGGUAUCGUAUCGGAAGUUAAAAUGUUGUAUCGGGACAUCCCUAAACAAAAUGCUCAGUUUUCAGCUUUAAGGGGGAAAAUAAUAAAUAAGCAGAAGCGCAAAUUGAUCACAGUUAAAUCAAAAGCGUGUAUUAAGGGUCAGUUUUAUUUUUUAUGAUGAUGACAGUGAAUCUGCAUCAGAUCUGAGAUCAGUUUUAGUUUGUGACCUGUGAAGUGUAAUGAAUGCUGAUAAUCAUCUUUUCAUUGGCAGGUCUCUGCAGAACAUGGAUUGUAGCUUUGUACAUAAUAACCAUAUCAGUUCUGGAUAUCGUCCUAGUGAUUUAUAUUCAUCUGACUAUAUUUAAAGGGGAGAAAGAGUUUUUGGAGUGGAUCUGUAUCAUUUCAUUUCUUGAAGUUCUGAAGAUGAUCUUAAUUCUUGUGCAAGCAAAAGAACUUCAAGGAAAACAAAGACAACAACGACAGACUGAGACGAGCCAGCAAGAAUCAAAUACAUUGUCUCUCUGUAAUGAGCUCAUGUACAUGUUUGGAGCAGUUGGUGUUGUUUUGUUGAGCUCUGUUUUACUGACAGCAGAACUCUUCCUGAAAACAUUAAACGGAGAGCGUGUCAUUGGGGAUCUGAGAGUCAUCGUCUUCCCUUCUGAAUCUGCUUUUGCCUAUUAUUGGCUGCUGUUACAAAUGCACGCAUACUUUAUGUUUCUUACAACAGGGUAAGUUCAGAUUUUUUCUCGAUGCAGCUCAUGUAUGAUUAUAUACAUAUGGAAUGACUGACAACAGUUUGUUGAAUUAUUGGAAAACUGAGACAAGUAUGGGGUGUGCAUUAGUUGCAAAGAUUUCAACAGAGUCAAUUAUUCCACUUAUACUACGGUUCACACACCUAAUGAAGACACUGUUAAAAGCCACUGUUGAGAUGUAUUUCAGACAUUUGUCAGGUAUUUGUCCUUAAACUGCUCCUGUGUGUACCACUCUCACACGUCUCAUCUAAAGCCUUCUGUUGUGUUUUGAUGUGAUUUCUGACUGUUGUAGCUGUGAAACAACUAAAAUCAUUCAGCGUAGUGAUAUGGAGCUGUAAUACGCUUAAAACCUGCCGGAACUACUUCAGCUGUGAUUAUAUGAAAAUAAUGGCACGCAUUAGAAUGUUCAUCAGCCAAUCAGAAUCAAGCAUUCAACAGCCCUGUAGUAUAAACGCAUAUAACACAUUCAGCUGUUUCUAUUUCAAUGUUCAAUCUGUAGUUGUGUUUUCUAAUACAGAUCAACAGACUGUCAAAGAGACUCCUCUUGAAGACAUCAACAUGAGAGCUUAGCGGAGAACCAUCAAAUGGAGGCACUAUCUGCACCUGAAACUGCGGUUUCAUACUGACUGAAAUAAGACUUAAAUUUUUACAAUUUUUACCCCUUUUCUGAUGGUCCUUUCAGUCUUCUGGUUCUCAAGAGUAGGAACCAACAAAGACUGAAAACUAAAUUGUAAAGCACAGAUUUUGGUAUA